UUUCGAUCGGUGUUUUGGUCUUCAACUCUUUCCUACUAGUCUCCCCCAACACACUCUCCUCUCCUCUUUUCUCAACCUACAAACACACUCUCUCUCAUUCUCUUUAUAUACUUGAGAUUUUCAGAAUCUACCAGAUUUUCCGAUUUCCAUUCCUCCAGAAUCGACACUGAAUCUGUCCUUCUCUAUUUUCCUUUUCUACUCUGUUCACCAUACCUUUGAUUCUUCCCAUAUAAGGCCCUCUGUGAUAUUUUCCUCUGUUCAAAACGCAGGGGCUUGCUCCCUCCCUCUAUUAGAGUCCACUCUCCAAGAGGUAUCUAUCCGUGUGCGACUUUUUAUGUCUUUUUGGCAGAUUUUUGGAACACUCUGCUUUGGCCUUUGUUUAUCUCCAAGUUCUUGAGUCUUCUUCCUCACGGUUUUACUUUGUUCUGCUUUCUUCAAUCUCUUUAUUCUCUCUUUCUAACCCCCCUUUUGGUUUCUCCUCCUCCUUUUUCUUUCGAUGCCAAAAUAGAAUUCAACCAACCCCAAAAGGAAAGAAACAUGGAAAUGGAGUCUAGUAGUUUUCUUUGCCCCAUCAAAUACACCCAACACAGAAACACCACCAAGAAAUUAACUAAACCGUCCCGGAAAAUAGAGCCCGGCACUUCCAUCGCCCCAAAAAUCAUUCGGAUAUCGAUGACCGAUCACGACGCCACGGACUCAUCCAGCGAUGAAGAAGAGACCGAGUACUACUUUGGUCGCCGGAGAGUGAAGAAAUAUAUCAACGAAAUCAGCAUAGAAACCGACUUGAGAACUAAUCCGGCGAUCACCAACAAUGGCCGGAAAAGGCCGGCCUUAGAGACACGGCCGGCUACUAGGCGGCCAGCACAGAAGAGCUCUUGUCCACCGGCCAAUGGCGGCGGCAACCGGAAGUUCAGAGGCGUACGACAACGUCCUUGGGGUAAAUGGGCGGCCGAGAUUAGAGAUCCCGGCAAACGUGUAAGACUGUGGUUGGGGACCUUCGACACAGCUGAGGAAGCCGCUAUGGUGUACGAUAAUGCCGCCAUUAAACUCCGAGGCCCUGAUGCUCAAACGAACUUCUCACCACCGCAAAUGGUUGGGACCGUUGCGGACAAGGUUGAUGAUCAGAAUAUUGUCAAUGAAGUGGAGAUUGAGCCGGAAACAACACCAAACGUGACCGUCUCGGUUUCUGGCUAUGAUUCCGGUGAGGAAACUCAUCAUCUCUCCUCCCCUACCUCCGUCCUACAGUUCCGAACUCAUCCAAUCGAAGAGGCCGAGCCACCGCAACUAGAGAAGACAGCACUACUCUCAAAACCAACCGAGAAAGUAAAUCAUGUUCGAGAGUGUGGAGUGGAACACAGUCAAAUUCCAGUGGAGUUGCGGUACAUGGAAGAAGACGCGUUCAGGUUCCCAACACCAGAGUCCCCCUUGUUCGAGUCACCGCUCUUCUUCGAGUCGCCCUUCUUCGACGACUCCGCCGCCGUGGCCGGACCGCUCCUGUUUGAUGACUUCUGCGACUUGUACGCGUUCGCCGACUCGUCCUUUUCUGCUCAGGCGACGUCGUCGAUGAUGACGUGUCAAGGAGAUGACUGUUUUCAAGACAUUUUUGGUUCAGACCCUCUAGUGGUCCUCUGAAGAGUACUGAGACUGUUUGAGAGAGGUGGCAGCUGGCAGUAGGCAGUGGCCGACUGACAUCUCUUUUUCGCCACAGUGUUUUUGGCCGCCGGUGAUUUUUCACGGCAGAUUUUGUUUCAGGCCGUCGAAACCGGCUUUCCUUUUUGUUAUCGCAAUAUUAAUUAAUUAAGUGUCUCCGUAAAAAUUAAUGGAGAAUUGAGUGCCCA
Molecule: messenger RNA, 1838 nt
Organism: Rosa chinensis
Lineage: Eukaryota; Viridiplantae; Streptophyta; Magnoliopsida; Rosales; Rosaceae
Product: ethylene-responsive transcription factor CRF4
Exons: 1
Coding region: 538-1632 (364 amino acids)
Biological process (GO): regulation of DNA-templated transcription
Molecular function (GO): DNA-binding transcription factor activity; DNA binding
Source: RefSeq, a predicted model, not a curated record